This is a messenger RNA of Loxodonta africana (African savanna elephant), 2661 nucleotides long. RefSeq names its product BEN domain containing 2 (gene BEND2). The transcript is spliced from 14 exons. NCBI's taxonomy places the organism in Eukaryota, Metazoa, Chordata, Mammalia, Proboscidea, Elephantidae. Bases 1 to 2661 code for a protein of 886 amino acids. Gene Ontology annotation, molecular function: DNA binding. The record is from RefSeq and is a predicted model, not a curated record.
AUGAUCUGUUUUAUUGUUAUAACCAUUGACAGUGAUGACGAUGAUGUUGUGAUUAUAGAAGAUUCGGAAACGGAAGAUUCUGGGAAUGGAAUUUCCACUGACAAUACGUUGGCCAUACAACCAAAUCUUCAAGAUAACCAAGGAGUUUCACGAAGGGACCAUCGAGCAAAUUCAAGAAGAAAUUGCCCUGACUCCGUGGAUGUGGAGUCUAGCCCAGUGUGCAAAAGGAGACGAUCAUCUACUCGAAGAGACGAUUAUAUGGGAAAUUGUCACCCAUCUUUACCAGAGCAAAAGCGGAGUACCUAUGCUCAGACCGACCUUGUAGGAACAUCUUUUCAGCCAGCAGCAUGCCCUGAACUGCAGCAGCCAGCCUUCAGGGUGGAGCCAGUGUUCAUAGUGGAGGCCGAGGUCCACAGGGAGCAGGAGCCGGUCCUCAAGGAGCAGGAGGAGGUUCACAGGGAGCAGGAGUCAGUCCUUAGGGAGCAGGAGGAGGUCCACAGGGAGCAGGAGCCAACCCUCAAAAUGGAGGAGCCGGUCCUCAGAAUGGUAGAGCCAGUUCUCAUGGGGGAGGAACCAGUCCUCAGGGAGCAGGAGCAAGUCCUCAGUGAGAAUCAGGAGGUCCACAGGGAGAGUCCACCUCCUCCCAAAAUCAUCUCUGCACGUUCGUUACAGCCACAUUUCACAGGAGGCAACCCAUAUCCUUGUCUUGCUAUAAUGUCCUACUUUUUCAAUGAAGAUGCUGAAAAUAACACCAACGUCUCAUCUGCCAGAGCUGCAGUAGGAGUACCAACAGCCAUGCUACCACAAAGACAGAGCAGUCUGGCAAAUAACCCUGAGAUAAUGAAUUGCUCAGCUUCACUGGAAAAUAGCAGUGGAAACACGGAUACUACCUUGUCAUCUCUCUGCAUCCCUCCCAAUUUUGGUGAGUUUGAAAUGACACAUAUGUCGUACUUCCUUAAAAUGCCGGAAAAAGCUGGAACCAGCCAGGAAAACAUCCCUGAGACAAUGAAUUAUCCAACCUUACUGGGAAAUGAGAGUGGUCAAGGUACUUCCUCUUCAUCUGUCUGCAGCCUACCCAAUGAUGGAAAUGAAGACACCAGCCUGGGAGACAAUCUUCAGACAGUGUAUUACCCAACUUUAUUGGGAACUAGCAUUGGCCAAGUUACUGCCUCAUCAUCUGUUUCCAUCCCUCCCAGUGUUGAAAUGUUGGAAGAAGGCGAACCCAGCCUGGAAAAGGACCCGGAGACGAUGAAUUACUCAGCCUUAUUGGGAAAUGAGAGUGGCCAGUGUGCUUCCUGUUCACAUAUCUACAUCACGCCCAGUGGUGAAAUGCUGGAUAAAAUAGGAGCCAUCAUGAAACAGAAUCCUGAGGGAAUGAAUUAUCCACCUUCCUUGGAAAAUAACAGUGAUGAAAAUACUCCUUCAUCUUCUCUCUGCAACCUUCCCAAUUUUGCACUUUUGCCUGUAGAGAUGUUGGUAGAAGCAGAAACCAACAAGGAAGAUGGCUCGGAAGUGAUGAAUAACCCAGUUUUAUUGGAAAAUGACAGUGGCCAAGCUUCCUCAUCAGCGGCCUGCCCCUCUCCCAAAUUUGGAUAUCUUGGUGAUCCUAAAAGAAACAUCAAGCUGCUUGAUACACAUUUGGUGGAAGCACAAAAGAAGCGCACACCUAAGCAUGCAGCCCGUUACUUGGUUCGUCAUUUGUUUUCCAAGGAGGUCCUAAUUUGCAGCUCGGUGGGUGCCGGUUUCCAAGGCCUCCAGCCUCUAGACCCAAACAAACUGGCUGCUAUGCGAGAAUAUCUGGCAGCAAGUUUUCCCAACUGUGAUUUGAGUGAACAUGGAAAAGAUUGGAGAAGCUGUAUUUCAGGUAUCAGAUCACUGAUCCGCUAUUGUAAAGCCAACAAUCCGAUGAAGAAACAUGCUGACAGAACUCAGGGCCCUAUGAACCCUGAUGCGCCAGCAGCUGCAGAUCCCAAUGAUGAGAGAGACGGCAGUGAGAGCAGUUCUCAGACAUCUCAGCAAGCAGCUGCCUCUGAAACUACAGAAAAUGGGGCUUCUCUGCGGAACAGUGAGGCUACCCCUGGAGGAGUUAAUGAACCUUCAGCUGAUAGUUCAGGGAUGCCUUGUGAAAAUCUGGUUUUAACCUCUCAAAUUCUUGAACCUAAGAAUUCAGACAGAUCAACAUUUCUAUCACAGCCUUUUAAAAAAACAUGCCAAAAAUGCCAAUUUAACAUCUCCCACAAAGAUGAUCUUCUUUCUUUUUUACUUCUAGAAUAUUUUGGAAAUCCACAUAGAAACAUACAGAUCCCACAUUCGAUACUUGAUAUAGCGAAAAGUAAGUCUCGCCCCGAACUGUCAGCCCGAUACCUGAUUCGCAACCUGUUCACAGACGAAGUCCUGAUGAAGAGUAACGUCUAUGGCCAUCCCGGGCAUGGUAUCUAUGCCCUUAACUACAACAAGAUUGCUGCUCUCCGAGAGUUUCUCCAAGACAACUUCCCAACCUUUGAUCUAGCAGAAACUGGAUAUGACUGGAAGAUGUGUGUCACAGCUGUCAAUAACUUUCUCCGUAGUCUUAGAUAUGACCUCAAGAAGGCUGCAGCGAAGUCACAGCCGCUUCCAGCAACGACCUCUUCCACAGAGCCACGGCCAGGUGAUACCGACUGA